Molecule: messenger RNA, 3473 nt
Organism: Megalobrama amblycephala (Wuchang bream)
Lineage: Eukaryota; Metazoa; Chordata; Actinopteri; Cypriniformes; Xenocyprididae
Product: patched domain-containing protein 3-like
Exons: 4
Coding region: 65-2644 (859 amino acids)
Cellular component (GO): membrane
Source: RefSeq, a predicted model, not a curated record
GACACUAACGAAGGGUGUUGCUGGAGCUUUGAAGACGGACUAGACUGCUGAAGUGAGGUAGAGGAUGGCGAAGUGUAAAACAGACUGCAUCGAAAGGCCUCUGUCCCUGGUCUUUGAAAAGCUUGGUCGUGUUGUUGGUAGAUAUCCUUUUGUGUUUCUUUUAUUAGCUAUAUGUGUAGCUGCUGCCCUUGGAGCUGGUUUCAUCUUUCUUCAGGAGAGGGAGGCAAAUGAUAUUGAAGACCAGUUUACGCCUCUCAAUGGACCUGCCAAGUUGGAGAGGGCGAUUGUGGUGGAAAAUUUCCCACAAUCUGAAGAGUUUUCUCAGCUACGGCUUUCGUCUGAUGGCACUUAUGCCUCUUUGAUUAUUACAGGCUUGCAAGGAGAAAAUAUAUUAACUGUAGCAGCUUUUAAUGACAUUAUAGAGUUAGACAGACAAGUGAAAAGUAUAUCGACGGGAAACAAUUUUGAAAACCUCUGUGCAAAAACAAAGGGAGACUGUAUGUCAAAUGCAAUUUUAGACAUUAUAAAUUACAAUGCUACUGAAAUAGUUUCUUUAAACAUAACAUAUCCGAUGAAUAAUGGCAUGUUUUUGGGAACAACCAUCGGCGGUGUAGAGCUGGAUAGCUCAAAGCUCACCAGUGCAAAAGCGGUCAGGCUUUUUUAUUUCUUAGACGAGAAGAAGGAGGUUGAAAACUGGCUUGAUGGCUUUCUAAAACUCCUCUCAAACUCUACAGACCAGAAAACGGUCCAUGUGUCUUACUUUACAUCAGUGUCAAGACAGAAUGAGUUUGAGACCAAUUCAGACUCUGUCAUCCCUCUCUUCUCUGUUACAUAUUUCCUGGCCAUUACCAUUUCAAUUCUGUCUUGUUUGAGAUUAGACUGUGUCAGGACGAAGGUGUGGGUGGCCGCGUUCGGCGUCGUCUCCGCUGGUAUGGCCGUGUUGGCCAGUUUUGGACUGCUGCUGUUCUGUGGGAUGCCGUUUGCCAUGACCGUGGCCACAGCCCCCUUUCUGAUCCUUGGUGUUGGUGUUGAUGACAUGUUCAUUAUGAUCUCCUGCUGGCAGAAGACUGAAGUUAAUAAAGCUGUUGAGAUUCGUUUAGCAGAAACGUAUAAAGAGGCCGGCGUGUCCAUCACUAUCACCACCCUGACAGAUGUUCUGGCUUUCUACAUCGGUCUCAUGACGCCCUUCCGCUCAGUCCAGUCUUUCUGCAUGUACACCAGCACAGCUCUUCUGUUCUGCUACAUCUUCAACAUCACCUUCUUCGGCGCGUGUCUCGCACUAAACGGACAGAGAGAGAAAGGCAACAGGCACUGGCUGACCUGCAUGAAAGUCCCAGAAGCCACUGGUGAUGGUGGAGGUUGUUGUGUCGGUGGGGCGUAUGAUGAAAACACACAAAAGGAAUUUGAAAUGCCAGUGGAUUCAUUCUUUAAAAAGUAUUACGGCCCUUUUCUGACGAGAGUGUGGGUUAAGACGCUCGUGUGUGUGAUCUAUGCUGGGUAUUUGGCAGUGAGUAUCUAUGGAUGCUUCCAAAUGCAGGAAGGUCUAGAUCUGAAACAUUUAGCAGCAGACGGCUCAUAUGUUGGUAGUUACUAUGACAAAGAAGAUGAAUUCUUCUCUUCCUAUGGUCCCAAUGUCAUGUUAGUUAUAAAGGAUGAAGAAUUUCAGUACUGGAACCCAACUGCUCGCAAAAGUCUUGACUUGUGUUUGGAAAAUUUUCAAAAUCUGACAAUGGCACGUUCAGGCAUUCCGCCUGUUUCUUGGCUGAGUGCAUACAUGCAGUUUCCAGGUGUCAAUUUAGAUGAUGAAAUGCAAUUCAAACGCCAUUUAACUGCAUUUCUUAAUCAGUCUGGAUUUAGUCAAGAUGUCAAUUUCACUAACAGUCAAAUUCACGCAUCACGUAUGUUCAUUCAGACUGUGAACAUCCGUACAGCGAUCGAUGAGAAGAACAUGCUGGAUGCAUUUAGAGAUACCGCAGAAAAAUGUGGGAAGUUGCAGACGCCCGUUGAUCUGAUAGUGUACCACCCUGCUUUCAUCUAUUUCGACCAAUAUGCUGUCAUCAUCAGCAAUACAAUCCAAAACUUAGUGGUUGCUACGUGUGCAAUGUUAGUCAUUUCACUCCUGUUGAUCCCAAACCCUCUCUGCUCUCUCUGGGUGACAUUUGCCAUUGCAUCUGUCAUUGUGGGAGUGGCCGGUUUCAUGGCAUUAUGGGAUGUCAGUUUAGACUCCGUUUCUAUGAUUAAUCUUGUUAUUUGUAUCGGGUUUUCUGUCGACUUCUCUGCUCACAUAUCCUAUGCUUUUGUGUCAAGUGAAAAAUCCUCAGCGAAUGAGAAAGCCACGGACGCCCUCACUAAACUGGGCUAUCCCAUCAUUCAGGGUGCCGUGUCUACUAUCGCAGGAGUGGUGGUGCUCGCGGCUGCUAAAAGCUACAUCUUCAGGACCUUCUUCAAAAUCAUGUUCUUAGUCAUUCUGUUUGGGGCCGUCCAUGGCGUUGUAUUCAUACCGGUGUUCCUUACCUUCCUCGGCACUUGCAAUAACAGUCAUGAUAAAAACAAAGAAAAUCUUCCAGAACACAGUGACACAAGCGAACGACGACCAAAAUCAGUUGUGAUUCAGAAUGUGUAUGCUGAUCCUGACUGCUACUGAGCUUACUUUUCUGAAAAAUUUCACCUGUAGAAUUAAUUAAUCAAGGCUAAUUUCUGAAUAUACUAUUGUGCUCCAGUUUCCCCCACAAUCCAAAGGCACAGGUGAACUGUUGACUAAAUUGCCCAUAGGUGUGUGUGUGUGUUUGUGUGUGUGUGUGUGUGUGUGUGUGUGUGUGUGAGUGUGUGUGUGUGUGUGUUCGUGUUCGUGUUCGUUCACCCUGUGAUGAACUGGUCAUCGGUCCUGAGUGUUUCCCUGUUUACGGCCCGUGACACUGCGAUAGACACUUUGAUAGGACAAAUGGUUUAGAAAAUGGAUAAACUUUUUUUCUUUUUGUAUGAGCUUAUCUCUGUAUGACACUUUGAUUUGGCCAUGCAAGUAAACAGCAAUCAUUCUGUUAUGUUCUUAUGUAAAAACUGCAUCUAACAUGUUUUGUGCAUUUAUAUUUUAAUCAAGUUUAUCUUUUUUUGUUUUUUCUCUUUAUACUUGUCAUCAAUAUUUUCACUAUUUAAGUUCUAAUUCAUUUAAACGUGAAUGCAACACAACUUUGCUUUUGUAAGUUACAUUCAAGUCCAUUAAUUACUGGACAUUGGGAAUUUUAUGUUUGGCAUUAAAAGAAUUUAAUCUCAGCUUUAUUGUCACUGAAGUGAAAGAGUAAUUUAUGACAGUAUUUGCAUGAAUUCAUAAUCCUCUCUGCUGCUUAUGUUCUCUCUUGGACGCCAUGAUAGAUGUGAGCAAAAGCAAUAUCUCCUGUCAACAUUUCCUGGUUCCUGAUCCUGGUGGAAUGCUAAAGUAAAAAGUGUUAGUAUAUAAACAGUAAGAUAAAGAGUAA